Molecule: messenger RNA, 3017 nt
Organism: Asparagus officinalis (garden asparagus)
Lineage: Eukaryota; Viridiplantae; Streptophyta; Magnoliopsida; Asparagales; Asparagaceae
Product: aminopeptidase M1-like
Exons: 19
Coding region: 102-2774 (890 amino acids)
Biological process (GO): peptide catabolic process; proteolysis
Cellular component (GO): cytoplasm
Molecular function (GO): metalloaminopeptidase activity; peptide binding; zinc ion binding
Source: RefSeq, a predicted model, not a curated record
AAUCAGAAAAUUUCGCUGCAAGAACUUUGAUACUCCUUUGACCCUCCCUCUCUGAUAAUUAAUAAUAAAAAAUAAUAAAAUAAAAUAAAAUCGGCAGCAAAAUGGGAGAAGAGCAGAGCAUAGAUCAGUUCAAAGGCCAAUCUCGCCUCCCCAAAUUCGCCACCCCAAGGCGCUACGAUCUCAAGCUCAAGCCCGACCUCUCCACCUGCAAGUUCACCGGAACCCUAGACAUCACGGUCGAUGUCGUCGCCGACACUAGAUUCCUCGUCCUCAAUGCCGCCGAUCUCACCGUCGACAACGAUUCUAUCUGUUUUAGAGUUCCAGAAUCGUCCAAGGAGCUUUCCCCUUCGGAGGUUGUUUUGGUGGAAGAGGACGAGAUCUUGGUGUUAGGGUUUGAUGAUCGGCUUCCGAUUGGGGACGGUGUUUUGGGAAUUUCGUUUGCUGGAACCCUAAAUGAUCAGAUGAGAGGGUUUUAUAGAAGUACGUAUGAGUACAAUGGAGAGAAGAAGAACAUGGCGGUCACUCAGUUUGAGUCUGUCGAUGCCAGGCGAUGUUUUCCUUGCUGGGACGAGCCUGCAUUUAAGGCUAAUUUCAAGAUAUCAUUGGCUGUACCCACUGAGCUAGUAGCAUUGUCAAAUAUGCCAGUUAUUGAAGAAAAAGUUGAUGGGCCUGUGAAGACUCUUUAUUUCGAGGAGUCCCCAGUUAUGUCAACCUAUUUGGUUGCAAUGGUUGUUGGUUUGUUCGAUUAUGUAGAGGCUAUCUCACCAGAUGGAGUCACUGUUCGUGUAUAUUGUCAAGUUGGUAAGAGCAAUCAAGGGAAAUUUGCUCUGGAUGUCGCUGUGCGAACAUUGGAUCUGUACAAGAGAUAUUUUGAUGUGCCUUAUGUGCUCCCAAAAUUGGAUAUGGUCGCAAUUCCUGAUUUUGCUGCUGGGGCUAUGGAGAAUUAUGGCUUAGUUACAUAUAGGGAAACAGCUUUACUUUAUGAUGAUCUCCAUUCAGCAGCUUCGGGCAAACAAUCGGUAGUUAUUACUGUUGCUCAUGAAUUGGCACACCAAUGGUUCGGGAACCUUGUCACGAUGGAGUGGUGGACACAUUUGUGGCUUAACGAGGGAUUUGCCACAUGGAUGAGCUAUUUAGCAGCAGAUUCUUUAUUUCCCGAAUGGAAUAUUUGGAUUCAAUUUCUUGAUGACAAUAUUUCAGGUUUUAACCUUGAUGCACUUUCCGAAUCACAUCCUAUAGAGGUUGAUAUAAACCAUGCCAGUGAGGUUGAUGAAAUUUUUGACUCGAUAAGCUAUGACAAAGGAGCCUCUGUUAUUAGAAUGCUGCAAAGUUACCUUGGUGCUUCAUGUUUUCAGAAAUCACUGGCUUCAUAUAUAAAAAAAUAUGCUUAUUCAAAUGCUAAGACCGAAGAUCUAUGGGCUGUUCUUGAAGAGGAGUCUGGUGAACCUGUAAAGAUGAUAAUGAAUACAUGGACAAAGCAAAAGGGCUAUCCUGUUGUUUAUGUGACAGUUAAAGAUAAUGCUUUGGAGUUUGUACAGUCACAUUUCCUGGCAGACGGGUCUGUUGGUGAUGGACAAUGGAUUGUUCCAAUAACACUAUGUUGUAAUUCAUAUGAUAAUCAGAAAAAGAUUCUACUCAAAACAAAAUCUGAUAAGCUGGACAUUGGGGAGGUUAUUGGCUCUCCAAAUGGUAACACUACCUUGAUGGGUAAAAUCACCAACAUAAAAGAUGGACGCAAUUGGAUUAAGUUCAACGUUGACCAAACAGGCUUCUACAGGGUGAGUUAUGAUGCUGGGCUUGCAGCUGCACUCAUAAGCGCGAUAAAUGAAAAUCAGCUGUCUGCGAUGGAUAGAUAUGGUCUUUUAGAUGAUUCAUUUGCGUUGUGCAUGGCUUGCAAGCAGACAUUAUCAUCCUUGUUAUUGUUAUUGAAUGCUUACAGGAAAGAGCUUGAGUAUACUGUGCUGUCACACAUAAUCACUGUAAGUGGUAAAGUUGUAUAUGUGGCAGCUGAUGCCAUUCCUGAAUUGUUAGGUGAUAUCAAGCAAUUUUUUAUCGACCUUCUCAAAUUUUCUGCAGAAAAGUUAGGUUGGGAAUCUCGUGAUGGUGAAAGCCACUUAGAUGCUAUGUUAAGAGGGGAGCUAUUGACUGCACUUGCGAAGUUUGGACAUGAUAAAACUUUAAAGGAAGCGGCAAGACGUUUUGAUGCCUUCUUGAAUGAUAGAACUACAUCACUUCUACCUCCAGAUACAAGACAGGCAGCAUAUGUUGCUGUAAUGCAGGGUGUCACCAUGUGGGAUAAGUCAGGUUAUGAUUCUCUUUUAAGGAUAUACAGAGAGACUGAUCAAAGCGAGGAAAGAGAGCGAGUAUUACGUUCUUUGGGGUCUUGCCCUGAUCCAGAUAUUGUUCUUGAAGCCUUGAACUUCAUGUUGUCGCCGGAGGUUCGGAAUCAAGAUGUUGUUUAUGGGCUUCGAACUAGUUGGGGAGGGCGGGAAAUUGCAUGGGCGUGGUUGAAGGAUAAUUGGGAGUAUAUCUCAAAGACAUGGUCAGGAUCCUUGCUUUCCGGGUUUAUUAGUGCUAUUGUAACACCGUUUUGCUCUGAGGAGAAAGCUAAGGAAGUAGAAGAAUUUUUUGCUACUCGAGUGAAGCCAUCAAUCGCGAGGACACUAAAGCAGAGCCUUGAGAAGGUCAGAAUCAAUUCAAACUGGGUGCAGGGUAUUAUGAAUGAUAGUUCACUUGAGGAGGUGCUGAAGGGAUUGUUACCUGCUAAGCAGUAAACAGGAAUAAAAGGUGAGCAUUGAUAUGAAGUUGUACUAAGAUAAUACAAGAGCGAAUCGUAUGUGAAGAAAAUAAAGUGAAAAAGUGAAUUAUAUUCGAAAAAGUGAAUUAUGGUUGACUUUGUUUAUGAUAUGGAAGAAAAAGAGAGUUAAAAAGAGGGAAUAUUGUGUGUUCAAUGUAAGUGUUGACGAAUUUGGGGAGUGGGAAGCGGUGACAAAUUUGGGGCUUGCUGGUCCUGUAUA